Molecule: messenger RNA, 3313 nt
Organism: Drosophila suzukii
Lineage: Eukaryota; Metazoa; Arthropoda; Insecta; Diptera; Drosophilidae
Source: RefSeq, a predicted model, not a curated record
GUCAGAUUCGCGACUUGCAUUCAGUUUCCAAUUUGGCGUCCAGCUUAGUGGAAGCAGUCAAAAGUUCUCCGUGAGAAAGGAUUAUCCCUAGAAAUGGUUGCCUGGCUGACGGUCAAGUCAGUGGCCAUCUUUUUGGGCUUGGCCUCCACGGCCUUUUGUGUGGCCACCAUUGUGCUGGCAGUCCAAAACGCCGAUCUGGAGAACGAUCUUCAGGACGCCCUGGAUAAGAUCGACGCCCUGACAGCGGACACCACUUCCACCUCCACCUCCACUACGACGACCACCACUGCAGAUCCUAACAGGCCAACAGAUGAGCCUAGUGGAACCACCAGCUCUCCCGGCGAGGGAGGUGUAACAACUCCAAGCGGAGGAACCUCUCCAGGAGGAACCUCUCCAGGAGAAACCUCUCCAGGAGGAGAAUCGUCCAGUACGGCAUCCACAUCCUCCAGCAGCGCUCCUAUCUAUCCAACUUUGCCGACAGGUCUUCCAGAUCCUGAAAAGAUCGAAUGGCGCCUGCCCACGGAACUGACGCCGAUCAAGUACAAGGUGUUUAUCCAGCCCAAUCUGAAGACUGGUGAAUGUAAGGGCGACGUGUCCAUCCAGUUCCAGCUGAACGCCGUCACCAAUCUGAUCGUCCUGCACGCCAAGGACCUCAAUGUGCACAGCAUCAGCAUAUUGAACAUGAUGGCGCGCAUCCGCGUGGCCAUCGAUAAAGUCGUGGUGGACGCAGUACGCGAAAUAAUCUUGAUAUACCUGAGGGAGGUGCUGAGCUUGAACAAGGCCUUCACGUUCUCCGCCAGUUUUGAUUGCAACCUGAACAACCUGGUGGGAAGCUACAUAAGCAACUACACAAACGCCGAAGGAGUUGAGACACCGAUCGUGAGCACCAAGUUCGAACCCACAUACGCCCGCAUGGCCUUCCCCUGCUUCGAUGAGCCCGCCAUGAAGGCGCAGUUCACCAUCACCGUGGCCCGUCCCAGUGGCGAUCAGUACCAUGUGCUGUCCAACAUGCCGGUGGCCAGCGAGUAUGUCGACGGCGAUCUCACCGAGGUGACAUUCGCGGAGACUGUGCCCAUGAGCACCUACCUGGCCGCCUUUGUGGUUUCUGAUUUCGCGUACACAAACACCACCGUGGAGGGAACCAGCAUCGAAUUGAGGGUCUAUGCUCAGCCAGCACAGGUGGAGAAAACCCAGUACGCCCUGGACACUGCAGCCGGAGUUACCGCCUACUACAUCAGCUACUUCAACGUCUCGUACGUCCUGCCCAAACUGGAUCUAGUGGCCAUCCCCGAUUUCGUAUCCGGAGCGAUGGAGAACUGGGGACUGGUUACCUUCCGGGAGACUGCUCUUCUCUACGACGAAUCAACCAGUUCCAGCGUGAAUAAGCAGCGCGUCGCAGUUGUGGUGGCACAUGAGUUGGCCCACCAGUGGUUCGGCAAUCUGGUGACCAUGAACUGGUGGAGCGAUCUGUGGCUAAACGAGGGAUUCGCCUCGUUCAUCGAGUACAAGGGUGUGAAGCAGAUGCACCCAGAAUGGGACAUAGACAAUCAGUUUGUGAUUGAGGAACUUCACCCGGUGCUAAAAAUUGAUGCCACUUUGGCCUCUCAUCCCAUUGUCAAGUCAAUUGAGAGUCCGGACGAGAUCACUGAGUACUUUGAUACUAUCACCUACUCUAAGGGAGCCGCACUGGUUCGCAUGCUGGAAAAUCUGGUGGGCGAGGAGAAGCUAAGGAACGCGACGACUCGCUAUCUACUCCGUCACAUCUACAGCACUGCCACCACUGAGGAUUACCUCACCGCCGUUGAAGAGGAGGAAGGACUGGACUUUGAAGUGAAGCAGAUCAUGCAGACCUGGACGGAGCAGAUGGGUCUGCCAGUUGUGGAGGUCGAGAAAAGUGGCAACAACUACAAGCUCACCCAGAAGAGAUUCCUUGCCAACGAGGAUGACUACGCAGCCGAGGCUGAAGCAUCUUCCUUCAACUAUCGUUGGUCGAUUCCCAUCACCUACACGAGCAGCAUUAACAGCGAAGUUCAAUCUUUGAUCUUUAACCACAACGAUAACGAAGCCACUAUCACGCUUUCUGGAGAUGCCAGCUGGAUCAAGAUUAACACGAAUCAGGUCGGAUACUAUCGAGUGAACUAUGCCGCUGAGCAGUGGGGAGCAAUCACCAGUGCUCUAAAAGCCUCCCGCGAAACCUUUACCACCGCUGAUCGCGCUCACUUGUUAAACGAUGCCGACUCUCUGGCAGCUGCCGGACAGCUUAGCUACUCCCUGGCACUGGAUCUGAUCUCUUACUUGGAGAGCGAGAAGGACUACGUGCCCUGGAGCGUGGGCACCGCCACCCUGGCUUCGCUGAGGAAUCGAGUCUACUACACUGACCUGUACACCAACUUCACCACCUACGCCCGCAAACUGCUUACGCCCAUUGCGGAGAGUGUCACCUUUACCGUAGGCACCGACCAUCUGGAGAAUCGCCUCCGCAUCAAGGUGCUGAGCUCAGCCUGCAGUUUGGGACACGAGAGCUCUUUGCAGCAGGUUGUCACGCUGUUCAACCAGUGGCUGGCCAGUCCGGAGACCCGACCCAGUCCGGAUAUUCGUGACGUCGUCUACUACUACGGCCUGCAGCAGGUGAACACGGAGGCUGCCUGGGAUCAGAUGUGGAAGCUGUACCUGGACGAGACCGAUGCCCAGGAGAAGGUGAAGCUGAUGAACGGAUUGGCUGCCGUGCAGGUGCCGUGGCUCCUGCAGCGAUACAUCAACUGGGCCUGGGACGAGAGUAAUGUGCGCCGGCAGGACUACUUCACCCUGCUGGGUUACAUCUCUACCAAUCCGGUGGGUCAGAGUCUGGUUUGGGAUUAUGUGCGCGAGAACUGGGAGAAGCUCGUGGAGCGUUUCGGCAUCAAUGAGCGUACUUUGGGUCGAUUGAUUCCCACGAUCACGGCACGCUUCUCCACGGAAACGAAGCUGGAAGAGAUGCAGCAGUUCUUCGCCAAGUAUCCCGAGGCUGGAGCCGGAACUACGGCACGCCAACAGGCCCUGGAAGCGGUGAAGGCCAACAUAAAGUGGCUGACAGUCAACAAGGCCCAGGUGGGCGAGUGGUUGGCCAACUACGUACAACAAUCCUCCGUCACCAAUCGCAUCCAAUGAGUCGCCGACUCGGCCAUUUGCACCCUGUAAAAUAUCAAUAAUGUAAAAACUACCAAUGGAAUUGAACAUAGUCUUAGCUAACUAGUGCAGCAAUUGCAUUUCAAUUGUGAACGAAGAAUUGUGAAUGCUUAUGAUAUUUUUGAAGAAAAUACAAGACAAAAACUUA